AUGACUCACCUCUCUGUUGCUUCGGCGAUGAAUCCUAGCGGGAUUGUCGCUGGCCCCGCGUAUCGGGCGUUUUGCCGAGGGCAUCGGGGGCGCAUUCCCUUAGGCGGCUUCUACUGUGCGAAAUAUUUGCAGAAGGCAGAGCCAAAUCCAGAGAGGUUGCGGGUUGAUAUGCUCGAGACGCUCCCUUCGCCCUACGGCCUCGUCCGCUACGGGGUUGCCCCAGACCAUCCUGAAGUGAAACAUGUCACAGAAGACUUUGACGUUGUUGCACGCCAUCCUGGCUUCCGCUUCUUUGGAAACGUCACUCUGGGUACGGAUGUCUCCCUGGAGGAGCUUCGGUCUCUCUACGACGCGGUUAUCCUCGCUUACGGCGCUGCCGGUGAUCGGCCGCUGCGGAUUCCGGGAAGCACGGAACUCCGUGGCUGUCUUUCUGCGCGUGAAUUUGUUGGAUUCUACAAUGCGCAUCCGCCGUCGCUUAAGAAGGCUCUUGCUCUCCUUCCCGAGCUCCCCCCUCACGGAGACGCCCACCGGCUAGGCCUCCGGCCACCGUCAGCAUGCGUUGUUGGAAAUGGAAAUGUGGCGCUAGACGCGGCUCGCCUGCUUGUAAAAGCCAGAGAGAAGCUGCGUGCCACAGAUAUUCACGAGCGCGCCUUGGACUGGUUCACUCACGCAGGCAUUCGGGAGGUUACCGUAAUCGGCAGACGAGGAUGGGUCCAGUCCUCCUUCUCCAACAAGGAGCUCCGAGAGCUGGUGACCGACGACACGAUCCUUGCAGUUAUUGAUCCCGCCGACUUCUCAGCGAGCCUCACCGAGGCUUCCUUGGAAGAACUCCGGGAGUCGCGUUUGAAGCAACGAUCGCGCGCACUCUUUGAGCAGAUGGCAGCCAACUGGGACGAACGCGAGAGAACAGAUCGGCCAAUUGUGCAUCUCCGUUUUCUGGCGUCUCCCGUUCGCGCUCUGCCUCAUCCUGACGACCCGUCGCGGAUCGGAGCCUUAGAGGUGACCCGCAAUCGCCUGGAAGGCUCGGCAGGCGCCCAGCGAGCCGUGCCCGAAGAGAGAGGAGCAACACGACAGGAAGACGGUCGAGAGUACGGAGAGGAAACGACUGUUUCGGCAGACGAACGCAUGCGAGAGGACUGGGCGUCGACUGCGAGGGACACAAACACAACCAAACCUAACCUCCCAGACAGAAGCACGCUCCCGACUUUUCUCUCUGCGGCCUCUGUCGCCUCUUCUUCGCGUUCCCCUCCUUCGGUCUCGUCGUCCUCUGUCCUGCCUGCAUCUCUCCUCAUUUGGAGCAUCGGCUUCCAGGCUGUGCAUGCGCCGAAUCUUAGGCUGCCGACGGUGCCAGGCACCGGAGCUCUAGUAAACGACGGAGGACGCAUUCUCGGUCUAGAGUCCGAUGACAGCGGCAGGACGACCCAGGGGGGGGUGUAUGCCAGCGGCUGGGUUCGCCGAGGCCCUCGGGGAGUGAUUGCGACGAACAUCAUGGACGCUCGCGAGACGGCUGACCGCGUUCUCGCCGAUCUUCACCUUGCUCAUUCCGCCACCGGUGCGCGCGCCGAGCCUCAGCUUCCGUCUGUGACCGCUCCCGUGUCGUCGGCGACCUCGCGUUUUCUCGGCGAUUCCUCGGAGACAGGAUCCAGAAGAGGCCUCGCGGGUGAGAAAGCAGAGGCGGAUGCUGGAGACGAGAGCACGCAGAAUGGGAAGAUUCAACGGGCCUCGCAGCCCGCAGAGGAACCCAACGCGCGGCCAGAAGAGGCGCACGCGGCGCUGCCUUCCCUCGAAGACCUUCUCCGAAGGCGCGCCGUACACCCUGUGACGUAUCAGGGUUGGCUGCGUGUGAAGGACGAAGAGAAACGGAGAGGCCAAACGCGAGGGAAGCCUGCAGAGAAGAUCGCAUGCAUCGACGAAAUGCUCGCCAUCGCCCACGGCGAGCCCCCAACGGCGGGGAUCCAAAGGCGUGACGACCGCCCUUCCCUCUAG
Neospora caninum is the source of this 1986-nucleotide messenger RNA. RefSeq names its product NADPH:adrenodoxin oxidoreductase FprB, related. Gene Ontology annotation, molecular function: oxidoreductase activity. The transcript has 11 exons. The record is from RefSeq and is a predicted model, not a curated record. NCBI's taxonomy places the organism in Eukaryota, Apicomplexa, Conoidasida, Eucoccidiorida, Sarcocystidae. Bases 1 to 1986 code for a protein of 661 amino acids.